This is a messenger RNA of Moneuplotes crassus, 3929 nucleotides long. NCBI's taxonomy places the organism in Eukaryota, Ciliophora, Spirotrichea, Euplotida, Euplotidae. The record is from the annotation of a GenBank genome assembly.
UUGAUUUUGAAGUUGAACAAAUUUUGAGGAUAUUGACUGAGAAAUGAGUUUUUUCACUAUUACGGGUUCUGAAGAGAAGAGUAAAAAGAAAUGAAGCACUAAGCAAGUGCAGGAUAAGCAGAGAGAUCAGGAUAGAGUGCUUCAAAGACCAAGAUCCUUUUUCUCUGGAUCUCAAAGAGGGAUUCUAAAGUCAUCGACUAAUGCUUAUUAUAACUCAUCGCCAGUAAAGACUUCCAAAAAGAGCUCAGCAGGAGCCUUUAGACUCCUUGAUAGCGGUGACGCAAAAGGAAUUAAGAAUGAUUCAUUCAGUUUCUUUGGAAGCCUUAGCCAGAGGCGAAGAAAGAUCACAAAAUCUAUUAAAGAUAAGCUAACUAAUUCAGCAGAGAAGGAAAAUAGACUUGAAAUAGGGCAUUAUGAAAAAAUUCGCCAGAGUGCGAUUGAAGAUAGCAUAAAUAAUAAGCUUUUUGAAAAUUCGCUUGAUAAUUACGAAAGUCUAAAUGAGUGUAAUGGCAACUCUGAAAGCAACCAAGAAUACGAAGAAGGAUGCUACCAAGAGUAUUCAGAGGGCACCCUUGGUUCCUAUAGUGGAGCCUCCAAAGACCAAGCUAAAGAAGUCAGGCAGAACUCUAUUCCAGAAAAUAUUUAACAGACCACUUGAGACAGAGCCGACUUCUGAUCAACCAGAAAACUCAGAAGAAGAGCGUCAGAUGAAAGAGGCUCUGCAAAACAUUUCAGUCAUGAAAAAGGAAAAGCAAAGAGCACAAGAAAUCAAAGAGAAAUUCAAAGCUGCUAAGGAUCGUAAGAAGAAACAGGAAGAAGCAAAGCUUACCCUGAAGCAGCAGGAUGAAGCUGAUAAGAAAGCCCAAAAAGAUCUCCAGGAUAAGAGAGAUAAGCUAAUUUAUGGUAGGACUGGUAAAGCUACCUCAUCUAUGACUUUCCCCAAGGUUGAGGCUUUACUUAACCCGACCUUAGAAAGUCUGGGAAAGGGUAAAUCUAGCAGCCAAGAAGGUAAUUCUAAAGCAGAAGAAGGGACUAAAAUGAAUAAUUAUAACAGUGAACAGCCUGAGAAUCCAAAAGUUGUAAACAAGAUCAUUAGCACUCAAGGCUUUGAAAAGAAAAUGACUAAGGUCAUGUUCAAAAAGUCAGUCUCUCCUGAUGAAUUUCUGAAGAAGAUUACAUCUACACAAAUCUUCAAAUAUGGGCAGCAAGAAAAUCUCGAUGAGUUCUCCAUCUUACCAGAAUCCUUCAAGGAUUAUCAGGAUUAUCAUAAAAAUUGGAUGCCUCUGUUUGAAUAUGAAUCAUAUUGCCAGCUGACUAAUCUUAGGAAAGAAGGGUCUAAAUGUAAAGUUGCCAGUUAUGGGUGGCUAGCGAAACUAACUUUCACCCAUGCUGACAAGUUUAUCACUUUCAGAAUGGACAAACCCAUAAAUGACCAGUACCAUUUUGAUGCAAGAAAUCAUCAAUGAUUCAUAAAAUCAGAGCCUGACGGGAACAGAGGUGAUCAAAUAACAGGAAGAUGUAGACUACAUUGGGAACAAAUAGCAGAUUCUCUCAGAGAAAACGACCUAGUCUUGUUCUCAAAAUACAAACUGACAGGAGUAUAUGAUCUAUUUGACACUUCCACAGAUGAGAAAGGUAGAAGAUUACUCCAGACAGUUCUACCAAAAUACGGAACCUUCCUUGCAAUGGUGGUUAGAAGGCGAAAAUUAAAAGAAACUUUUGUGACCAUGAAAACUGAUAGGCUGUACAAAGAAGACUUGGUAAAAAUCAUUUGUCCUGAGAAGAACUCGAUGCCUUUAUUCUACUGUUAUUUCCUGACCAGCUUGUCCACGAUCCUAAGAGAAUAUAAAGCUUUACAUGCCCUAGAGCAUAGCUCUUAUCUCAAAAUGGUUCUUGACCCAGCAAGAGUUCUUUCUGAGAGAGAAAUUAUGAAAGAAGAGUCUGACCAGAACAACAAAGAAAUGGAAUUAUUCUUGCACAAGAACGGAGAAUAUUUUAACGGGUCUCAGUUAGCUGCCCUCAAAGAAGUAGCUUCCAUGCGUAAAAGAGAUGUCCUACUGAUUCAAGGACCGCCUGGAACAGGUAAAACACAGACUGUUCAUGGAAUCCUUAGUAUGAUUCUUGGCAAGAAGAAGGAAUGAGAAAACAAGAUCCUUGUGUGAGCCCCCUCAAACGCAGCUGUUGAUGAAAUCGUCCUCAGAUGUGUCAACAAAGGAUUGAUCAGCCAUUCAGGCAAGAAGAGAAAAUGCAGCAUUGUAAGAAUUGGUGUAUUAGACUAUAAUCCUCCUGAGAAAGUCAGACAAUACUCACUUGAUGAGCUAGUCAAGCUGAAGAUGAAGCAAUCUUCUUAUAAAGUAACUGCUCAGAUGGAAGAUAAGCUCAAAUCCAAAAUUUCUACAUUAGGCGCUUGCAUCACUCGAUUUGAAAAAGGUCAGAGACUUGACACUCCAUACGAAGAUUUCAAGAAACAAGAGAAAGAGUGUAUGAAGAGAUUGUACAAAAUCAUGUCUGCAAGUAUGAAAGAAGAAUUUGAACAAACAAAUCUGUAUCAAAGACGGCUACAAAUCCUGGCUAACAUGAAACUUAAGAGUGAACAAGAUAUGAAAGAACUGAAGAAUAAAAACAGUUCAGAAACUAGUAGGAGGAUUAACAGUGAGAAAGAAAUCCUUACUGAAGUCAAAAUAAUCUGUACUACACUGUCUAUGUCUGGGAUAGAUAAGAUAGAAAAGAUGGACUUUUGUUUUUCUCAUUUGAUCAUAGAUGAAGCAUGCCAAUGUACAGAGAUAUCUGCUCUGAUUCCACUAAUCCAUCGGCCAGAGAAGAUUAUAUUUGUAGGUGAUCAGAAUCAGCUUCCAGCAACAUGCUUUGCUCCAAAUGCCUUGACUACGGGGUUCAAUAAAUCAUUGUAUGAGAGGCUCUUAAACCAAGGUGCGAAGCAAAUCAUGCUUUCGGUGCAGUACAGAAUGCAUCCUGAAAUCAGAUCAUUUCCCUCAGACCAAUUCUACGAUUCAAGAAUAACCGAUGGAGAGAACGUCAUCCUCAGAAAGACAGGAAGGAUGGGAAAAUUCGCGAAUAGACUUAUGUUCUAUGACCUCUGUUAUUCUCAAGAAGGAGGGCUUCUUUCAGAUACAUCAGAGAGUAUGUCCAAGUCUAAAAGUAACAGAGAUGAGGCCGAUUUCAUAGUUAAAUUAAUAGCAGAAGUUAUUCUUAUCCUCGGAAGAGAAAGCCCUAACUCUGGAAUUGAUAAAAUCAUUGAUAAGAUAGGCAUCAUAACUCCCUACAAAAAGCAGUCUUGGAUCAUUAAAGAUGCUUUGAGAGCUGACUUGCACAAAAUCCUUAAACUUGGUGAACAUGAAGUUAACAGUGAAAAGAUCAUUGAAGUUAAUACAGUAGAUUCCUUCCAGGGAAGAGAGAAAGAAAUUAUCAUAAUUUCCUGUGUCCGUUCUACUGGAGGCAACGGGACAAUAGGAUUUCUGAAUGACUUCAGAAGGAUGAAUGUUGCUAUAACUAGGGCCAAGAGUUAUCUUUGGAUCGUAGGAAAUGCUGAAACCCUCAAAAUGAACCAUAAUUGGAAAGCCCUAGUCGAACAUUGACAAGACAAAGGAAGAUUUAAAGGAUACAUGAGUAAAUCAGAAGUCCAAAGAGAUGAGAAGAUCCUUUCAAAAUCUCCAGAACAGUAUGCUAAAGAAAGGAAAGAAGAGCUCAAGAGAAUAUCAGAAUUAGCCCCUACUCAAUCUCUACCCUCUUCAGACCAAAUUCCUUUACCAAAGCCCAAAGAUGGUAGCGAAUGUGGCUCUAAAAGGUCAAAAUCUCCUUCACAAGACGAGAAAGAAGAAUCUGCUGAUAAAUCAUCACCUCAUCCUCAGAAGAAAAGAGAUAUCAAGCAUGCUUCAAAACAGGAAUAAUUCAUAAAUUUAUUAAAUUUUCAA